Symbiodinium necroappetens is the source of this 3564-nucleotide messenger RNA. The record is from the annotation of a GenBank genome assembly. Lineage: Eukaryota; Dinophyceae; Suessiales; Symbiodiniaceae.
AUGUCCAUGGAGGCCUUGGUUCAGCUCGCCCAGCAGGGUGCUUACGACAAGGAGGCCGUGCAGCGUCUCCGGGCCUUACGCAGAGAAGCUCUGGAAGAGCUCUUGAAGGAGCUUUGGGAACCAGCAAUGUCCGUUGGCCUUGGGGGUGCCUGGGCUGUUCACGCUGCCUGGCUCGCGUCUCCGGAGCGCCUUGCUGAGCUUGCAACCUCGGGUUCCCAUGCGGUGGGCGUUCGCGCUCUGACCGCACUCUUGAAGACAGAUCCUGCAAGGCUCAUCGGCCUUCUUGGUCUUCCCCAGGGUGGAGGUGCCGUUGAGGGCAGCCCACUAAGCGCGGCGCGCCGGCGGGUGUCACUGCGCGCGCUGGGUCGCUUGAGUCACAAUGCCUUGCAAGGCCUGGUUACUGAAGAGCUUCUCAGCGAACUCGUUUCGACUGACGGCGCUUCGGCUGCGCGGCUCCUCAAAGGAGCCAGCCCUGAGCUUAUCGAACGCUGGUGGCCACGGCUGGCCGUGCCAUCUAACACGGCCGUCUCCAUUGCAGCACGGCUGCCGCAGCUGACCCUGCGCUUGAUCGUGAGUUCCCAGCAGAAGCAGUGGGCAGACCAGGAGCUCCGUGAGGACAAGCCUACGGAAGUUCCAGGUGGGGCUGCUCACUACACUUUUCUGGAGGCCUUGGCGUGGCAGCCUUACGCCGAGGCCGGGCUCGCCUCCCUGUUCCGCUGCGCAAGCCGGGAAGGGCCCGUGGCAGUAAGAGACGCCCUGAGUUUCUUGGAAGUCCGGCUCCGGAACGAACAGGACAGCGUACGUGCAGCGGUGCUUCGGGAGAUGGCCAAAGCACCGGUGCUUCUUUGGCAAGACGUGCACCUAAAUUCCCUGAGGCAGUUGCUCACCUCUUCCAUGCAGGCCAAAGGCAGCAGCUCGGAGUCUCUGGGGGUCUGGCAGAAGUUGGUCGAGGUUUUCGUGGCCAACGGUGCGGCCUUGCGCACUGAAGCCGGGCUUGGCCCAUGUGGGGCCUUUGGAAUGGAAGUGAGGUCCCAGUUGACCGCCGCCGAUCUUUGGGACCAGGAGGUUGCAGCCUUUGGAACCAGCGUCCUCGGUCACGUAGCACGGCUAGAGCCGCAGCCGGCCUUCGUGGCUUUUCCCUGGCUUGUGGACUUGCUGCGCCCCAGCAUCCGGGCUUUGCUGGACUCGGAAAAGGUGGAUGAGGCCUGUGCGCUGCUGGCGCGCUGGGAAGGCACGCGCCUCGAGCUCCUCCAAGGACUGUCUCGUGACAGCGCUUCCACGCCCGACGUCCCCGACGCCUGUGCGGCCUUCGACGUGUUGCUGCGCGAGACCUUCGCGACUGCCAUCCAGGAGAGCCGCAGCUUCAACCCCUCGGCGGCCAAGGCGGCCCAGGAGGCUCUGCGGUCGUUGCUUCUGCCGAGCUACGCCCAUCUGAAAAACUCCGGGGGCCUGACGUGGGCGCAGGAGCAGGCGGUGCGACGCCUUUGCCGACUCGGCAGCUCUCGGUGGCAGAGCUUCGUCGGCUUUUUCGGCUCGGAGCUUCCCUGGCACACGACGCUGGCCUUGGCCUUUUUGGGGUCUUCGGAGGCUCGGCAGCUCCGGCGGCGGAACGGCGCCCUCUUCGAAGAGCUGGUGCAGGCGCUCUGCACAAACUGGGACAUGCUGCCGGAGUGGCAGAGAGCUCAGUUCGCCGCGGCAGCAGUGCAGCACCUGGGCAGUGCAUGUCGAUCGAUGGAGAUCUGUUUGCUCUUGGCACCUUUGCUGCACAGACUCUGCGAUUGGCCGUUCUCGCUGGCAAUUACUGGUGAGCAGGGCUCGAAGAAGUUUCGGCAAAGCGUGGAUGAAAUCGGAGAGAAGAUUCGGCUGCGGCGCCAGGCCGAGGAGCUGCUGGCGCGUCAUAAGCCUCUCAAGGCCUCCUUGUUGGAGGGCUGGCGGCGCCAGGACGCCUCGCUCCAAGCCGAGCGGCUCUGCACCUCCACCGUGCUCCUCAGGGCAAUGCAGCAUAAGCCGGAGGCGAUUCAGUUGCUGGUCGCCUUCGAAAGCAGCAAGCUACAACAGCUCCGGCUCCUGCAAGAACACGGCGCCUGGCCUCUGCACUUCUUUGGGCAGCAGUGGACGGGAAACAAAGGUCCUCGGCUGUUUUUCUCCUGGCCCGCGGCGCUGCAGCGCUCCUUCGCCGAGAUUUGGCUGGCUUCGGGGCCUCUGGACCUCCAGGAGUUCCUGGACCCCAGAGGUGGCUCUCAGGUCCGGGAGAAGUGCCGCCUGCGCCUUUUGCUGCCCGCGCUGCGCUGCGAGGAGCUCCUGGGGGGCGUGGUGGAGGCCUGUGUGAAGGUCCUGAAGCAAGAGGAGGAGGAGGAGGAGGCGAGUGCGAGUGUGAGUGCAAGUGCGAGCAGCACCGCGCUGGCGGUGGCUCGGGGCCGGGCCGGUCAGCUCUUGGACCGGCUGAUCCCCGUGCUGGCGCGCGCGGACCGGGCCCAGGAGCUGGCUCCCGUGCUCUCAGCGCAGCUUGGGAGAGGCAACUCCAAGCAGGUGGCGCGCAGCUUCCAGGUUUUGCUGCGGAGGCUCCCAGGCUCCUCGGCCUCGGAGACGCUAAAAGCGGCCCUGGGGAGUCCCCGGCUGAAGGUGGCGGAGCGCGUGGCGCUGUUGCGGGAUUCCAGCGAGCAGGGCCUCUUUGGCCGCCCCAAAGGCGACUUCGUGGCCUUGUUGGAGUCCCUCUACGACACGCACCGUGACGUGGGCGGCGCCGUGCUGGUGGCGAUCUGCAGAAUGGGCCAGACGUCCCUUCUGACACGAGUGAGCCAAGACGAAAAAUCGCUGUACCAGCUCCAAGUCUUUCUCCGCCAGCUUUCUCCCACUUCGGACAUAUGGAAUGAUGAGGUGGCGCGCGUCCUGGCGACGCUCUGCCAGAGGCCUCAUUUGGGAGACCAGUGCCUGCGGAGUCUCGCGGAUUGGGCGCGAUCGGACGGUGCCCACGAUGCAAGCACCGUAGCGGCAGUUGCAAGUGCAGCUUCCGAAGCCUUGACCUCAGAAGCCGAGACCUUAUGGGUGCCGGCGGCCCACUGCCUGGUCUCUCUCGCUCGCCUGGACUCCGGCCCGCUGGUCAGCCUCUUCGGCCAGCUCUGCACCGACUGUGACGCUGAGGGAUCGGAUCUGCUUCAGGCCUCCGCCCGGCUCAGGAUCCUGACGAAGCAACUCUUGGGGUCCCAGGAAAAGGCUUCGGAGGCCACGCUGCUGGCCGUCGCGGCGGCGGCUUUCCGGGCGCCUUCGGUCCUUGCGCAGCGCGCUGGCUUGGAGCUCUGGGCCGCGCGUCUUCACUGGCAGGAGCCUGGGAAGGUUCUGGAGGCUUUGCAAAGCCUCCCUGCGCCCCUAAACCCGAUCCUCCUCCCCGUGCUGCUCUCCAGCUGCUCCGAGUCGCUGAAGUCGCAGCAGCCACAAGGUGCUCUGCGUGAGACCUGUCGCGCCCUGCUAGAAGCUGAGACGGAGCCGGCUCUGGUGAUGCUCAUGGCCGUGGUGAAGUUCCUCUUCUCUGGCAACUGGCCUCCUUCCACUCAAGUUGCGGCGUGG